Molecule: messenger RNA, 3150 nt
Organism: Penicillium atrosanguineum
Lineage: Eukaryota; Fungi; Ascomycota; Eurotiomycetes; Eurotiales; Aspergillaceae
Exons: 1
Coding region: 1-3150 (1049 amino acids)
Source: RefSeq, a predicted model, not a curated record
AUGCCCCCGUCCACUGUCUUCUCCUACUGGCGACGCGACCACCGCCGCUCGACCGCGCCGCCCGCAUCGUCUCCAGCCUCGAAAGGUUCAAAUGACAGCCCACCCGCACUCGGCCCUCCUCAGCUCCCCGAGAUCCCUGAUACCCCUACCAUUACGACCCCGUUCGAUGUCAACCAGUCAUACGAUGCCCCGCCUUGGGCCGAUUCCCCGCUAGAGAUCGAUGCUUCAAAGCUCAACUUCAACACAUCCGUCGCGCCACUGUCUUCCUCUGUGAGCCUGGCCGUUCCAUCACCUUCCCCCGAGAAAGAUAAUCGCCCGAACUCGAGUCCUAAUGAGAGUGUGCCUGAGCUGGGCCUUGCGUCGCAGCCCCACAGUUCCCAGCCGUCUGACAGCAUGCUGCGACCAGAGCAGGGAGAUGUCGAGUCGAACUCGAAGCCAAAUUCGCCUUUUCGUCUCUCUUUCGGGGGAAGACCGCGUGCUUUGCAAACGCCAACUACCGAGGGACAGAAGCGUUCACCCACUGCGGGACCAGGGAGCAGUUACUUUGGAUUGAAAACGUCACCAGGAGAAUCACCCUCAGAGAAACCGGUCAUGCCACACAAGGAAUCCAGGAUAGAGGGUGCGAUUACUCGGUGGGCAGGAGACCGUGAAGUACCCGGGGAUCAUGCCCAUCACAAGCCGGGGAAGGCAAUGCUUCAUCUCUUGAACCCGAUGUCCCUGCUGGCUCGCCGACGAUCGUCUCAGAUUGGUAGUUCGCGCGUGGAAAACCCGAAGAUUGGUGCGCAGAGCUCGAUUCCUGCAAUUCCUGACGACUAUGAUCCUCGAAUUCGCGGAAACAUUGUGCAUGACUUCUCUGCCCCCAGACCACGCCGCACCUUAUCGGGCACUCCGAGCGGCCCUACACCGUCUGAUGACAACAGCAAUAUGCAAGAUGCUUCACCAUCACAGAGUGGUCUAAGCCCCGCCACCCGGUGGAACAACCAGACGAGGAGACACAGUGAUCACUCACCCGUGUUUAAAGAGCAUUUCGAGGACGAUCAGAAUGUACUCCAACCUGAGAAGAAGGGUUAUCUUCAAUCGUCAUUAUUGACAAAUCCCACACAACAUGGAUACGAAAAAUCAAUUCCAGUCUUUGCGAGAAAGCUGCCUUCUCACUUGCCAGAGGAGCAGAGUCCUGAGUCUGCAGAACCGAAUGUGUCUCCACCAGCAGAGCUUCUUGCAGAGCUUCCCGCAGAGCUCCCUGCUGAGCCACCAAAAGCAACUAUGCCCGAAGAUCAACAAAACCAAACCGAUCCAGAUAUUAUUCCAAAUGUGCCACAUCCACCCUCGAGCAUUCCAAGGCAUCUUAAGAGCAAUUCUUCGCGAUUCAGCUUCGACAUGGGUGGCGUGGAGUCAUCCGUCCAAGAGAAGCUCCUCGAGGAGAGACACAAGGCAAAAGAGGCUACACGUAAAAUGGAAGAUGGAUAUUUUGAUGACUUCGACGAUGACUUCGAUCAUGACCUCAUGGACGACUUGGACGACUUGGAAGAGAAGAUCCCUGGUGUCAAUGCUGACGCCGAUGAUGAUGAUGAUGAUGAUGAGUUCUCUACGCCCUAUCUUAACGUGAAAUCCUGGGCUGCUCCAAAGCUGUCACCUGUGGUUGCGAGCCCCAUUACUCCAGCGCCUCCUGAGAUUCAAGCCAACACGACUCUAACGAAGUAUCUUGACCCCGAGGCUGACUCUCCAACUUCGUCUUAUUCAUUCGAAGAUGAUGAGACGCAACAAGGGCUCGCUCAAGCAGAACAGUCAGACCAAUUGCGACCGCCCUUUCCUGAUCACACUGAAAUCUUGGGAGCUGCGCCACAGGUUCCAGACACUCAUCAAAGACAGAUCAUCCACGAUGAGGACGAUAUGUACUUUGACGACGGGGAAUUCGGCGACCUUAGCCUCGAUGACCAGGAUGGAAGAUUCGACGAGACUGUUUUUGACGACGUGACAAGCCACCUCUAUGAGCGGAAGCCAGUCAUGCCACAAGAAGCUCAGAAUCCCGAAGCUGAUGGGCCUGAUGACGAGUCUUUACAGCAUGACAUUGAUGACCUGGAAGAAAAUGCUACCCAUAGCCUCAAGCACAUGCCCAGCGUGGCUAGUACUUACCAGACGACGUCUGUCAAGCGCGGUCCACUCGGCGAGCCGAUUCCAAACAUGGGACCUGCCAGGGGUCAUGGCGGCGUGCUCACGGAGCAAAACUUGGAUAUCUUGCACAAUGCGUUGGCUUUUGCAGCCAACGAAGCAGCGAGCAAGAGCCGAGUUGAACGCAAUUUCAGUACAAGUGAUCGGUCUUUAGGACAGGAGAGUGUCCAAACCGCACAGACGGUGGAUUCUCAACCUGGUCUAGUAUCGGAUGAUAGCCGCCUUAGCCAGGGGCCUGAUAUCAUGACCUUUGAAGAAUCCUACGACGAUCAGAUCUUAGAUGAUGAUGCGUACUGGGAUGACGCGAUUAUCGCCGCAGCCAAUGCGGAAGCUCUAGAAAACGACGACGACGGCUUCUACGGCCAAGAAUUCGGUUUCUAUGCGGAAGCACAUGAUACCGCCAGUUCCGAGCUUACGAAUGGAGGCUACUUUGGCCCUCGAGGCGUCGAGAGCAUCACCCGCAGCCACAGCAGUCGUGGCAAGUUCCAAGAACCCAGCCUCACCCCCAUCACUGAACGGAGUGAAUGGAGUACGCGCAACUCAAUGAUUUCGCUAAAGGCACACGGUGCUGCUCACUCCAACCCUUCUUUAGCAAGCCCGGGCCUAGCCCAGCUAGUGGAUAUGGGCAAUCUCGAUGACGAAAUGUCACUAAGCGCCCUUAUGAAGCUGCGCCGGGGUGCAUGGGGCGGAAGCAAUGGAAGCUUGCGGAGCAGCGCGGGCAGUCCGCCACCUCAUACCCUUCCGUCCUCCAACCGUGCCAGCUUCACAGGGGCAUCUGAUGCGAGUCCCUCGGAUGUGCGGCCCCCUGCCGACGACGGGUUGGCAGGAAUUGGCUAUCACCAGGACGAUAACAACCCCUAUAUGGCCUCACCGCUCAAAGAUCUUGCCGAUCUCCCGAUCCACGGAAUAGGCGGACCGAACAACACUGAAAGCGAUGUUGACAUGCCGGCUUUGACAUCCCAGCAUGUCAAUGUUUUGUAA